Aspergillus affinis is the source of this 453-nucleotide messenger RNA. RefSeq names its product 40S ribosomal protein eS12. Lineage: Eukaryota; Fungi; Ascomycota; Eurotiomycetes; Eurotiales; Aspergillaceae. Gene Ontology annotation, cellular component: cytosolic small ribosomal subunit; ribosome. The record is from RefSeq and is a predicted model, not a curated record. Gene Ontology annotation, biological process: translation. Gene Ontology annotation, molecular function: structural constituent of ribosome. The transcript has 3 exons. The coding region runs from base 1 to 453 and encodes 150 amino acids.
AUGUCGGACGGAGAAGAGACCAUUUCCAACCCCCCCGUUGCCGCCGAUGAGGUCGAGGUUUCGGCCGACGCUGGCGCCGGUGGCCAGAUGUCCGUUCUGGACGCUCUGAAGGGCGUUCUGCGCAUCUCCCUCAUCCACGACGGUCUUGCCCGCGGUCUCCGCGAGGCCGCUAAGACCCUGGACCGUCGCCAGGCUCACAUGUGUGUGCUCAACGAGGGCUGUGAGGAGGAGGCCUACAAGAAGCUCGUUGUGGCCCUUUGCUCCGAGCACAAGAUCCCCCUGAUCAAGGUCCCCGACGGAAAGAUGCUCGGCGAGUGGGUUGGUCUUUGCCAGCUUGACCGUGAGGGCAACGCCCGCAAGGUCGUCAACUGCUCUUGCGUCGUCGUCAAGGACUGGGGUGAGGAGUCCCAGGAGCGUUCCGUCCUCCUGAACUACUUCCAGACCGAGCAGUAA